AUGUGGUCCAGUGUAUUGGUACAGGACAAGAUGGACUACAACUUCGUAGUGAUGUUGAUUCGUUUGGUCGGACUUGCAUUAGAGCUUGUGAAGCGGCCAAAAGUUGCAUUCUUCCUCAACUUCGCCAUGAAAGUGUUGAAUUUACCCGGCAUGCAUCGCAGUUUAUUGGUUGUGUAA
This is a messenger RNA of Brugia malayi, 177 nucleotides long. RefSeq lists its product as uncharacterized. The transcript has 2 exons. Bases 1 to 177 code for a protein of 58 amino acids. Lineage: Eukaryota; Metazoa; Nematoda; Chromadorea; Rhabditida; Onchocercidae. The record is from RefSeq and is a predicted model, not a curated record.